Molecule: messenger RNA, 4352 nt
Organism: Chlorella variabilis
Lineage: Eukaryota; Viridiplantae; Chlorophyta; Trebouxiophyceae; Chlorellales; Chlorellaceae
Exons: 23
Coding region: 126-4352 (1408 amino acids)
Cellular component (GO): endoplasmic reticulum
Molecular function (GO): UDP-glucose:glycoprotein glucosyltransferase activity
Source: RefSeq, a predicted model, not a curated record
GCCUGGGUUAGCCAUCAGGCGCCAUCGUGCGAUCCCCCGCUCCGCUGCUCUCGUGCCGUUCUCUGCGGCCCCCCACCCGCUCCCUGGCGGCUGGAAGGAGCAGGAGCUACAGAAGACGCGCCGCAAUGGCGCCCUCCCUGGGGUGGAGGCACCGCGCCCCGGCGGCGACGGCAGCGGUGGCGCUGCUGCUGCUAGCGGCCUUGGCAGGCGUGCCCGCGGCCCGUGCUGCACGUCGGGAGACCAAGGGCGUCAAGAUCACGGUGCAGGCCAAGUGGCAGGCCACCCCGCUGCUGCACGAGGCGGCAGAGUUCCUGGCGGACGAGGUUCCGGCGCUGUUCUGGCGGUUUGUGGAGGAGUGGCAGCGCGGGAGCGAGGCGCUGGGCGGCGCGCCCUCGCCCCAGCAGUGCUGGGCGGGCAUCCGGCAGGCCGCCGCGGCGCACCUGUCCCCCAACAUGGCCCGCCUGUUCUCGGCCGCCCUGGCAGCCCGCCAGUACUCACCCCGGCUGGAGAUGUUCCGCCAGCUGGCGUGGGAGAGCGUGGCGGCGGCGCCGGCUUGCUGCUGGGCGCUGCUGGGAGGGGCAGCAUACACCGAGGCGGCGCCCCUGGAGGCCGCACUGGCGGCGGCGCUGCAGGCCAAGGCCGCGGCGCUGCGGGAGGGGGCGGGGCGGGGCGUGGAGGGCGGCGCGGGCGCCGUGUACCCCUUUGACCACAUCUACGCCGCCGCCGCCAGCUCGGCGCCGCCGCUCAACAUCACCGCGCCCGCCACCGUCCCCGUGGAGCUGUUUGCGCCCAUCGGCAGCCGCUGCGGCGCCCAGCUACACGCGGUGCUGGCGGCGGCGGCGGAGCGCGCGGACGCAGCGGCGGCCGCCGCCGCCGCGCCGGCCGCCGCGCCGCGCCUUGCCUAUGCCUGGCGCCCGCUGCUGGACGCGGCGGCGUGCUCGGCGGCGGGGGAGGGCGUGGUGCACCCGUGUACUGCUCUGGGCACCGAGGGGCGGCUGGUGGUGCCCGGGUACGGCGUGGAGCUGGCGCUUAAAAACAUGGAGUACAAUGCGCAGGACGACAGCAAGAAGGUCAACAACCUGGAGCAGGACCGUCAGUACCAGCGGUGGCCCCGCGAGCUGCAGACGCUGCUCAUGCCCAUGUAUCCCGGCCGCCUGCCCACAGUGGCCCGCAACGUCCUCAACGCCGUCUAUGCUUUUGACCCCGCCUCCCCCGCCGCCCUCGACAUCGGCGCCCUGCUGCACCAGCUGCAGCAGCAGGCCUGGCCGCUGCGCACGGGCCUCCUGCCCGUGGUGGCGGCGCGGGUGGCGCGCGCCAGGGGCGGAGCAGGGCCCAGGCCCGACGACGCUCCCUCGCUGUCCGAGCGCAUGGGGCGCCUGCUGGGCGCGGUGCACGCCGCCUUUGGCGGCCGCGCCGCCGUCCACUUCCUGUAUGCCGUGCGGCAGGCCAUGCCUGCGCAGGCCGACGGCCAGGCCGACUUUGACGACCGCCUGUGGCUGGAGGCGGUGCGGGCGGCGGAGGAGCAGUGGGCGGGGUGGGGCGAGCUGGCAGAGGUGGAGGAGGGGCCCGUGGCCACGGCGGCCGAGGCCGUCGUUAUGGCGGAGCGUGCGGGCGAGGCGGGCAGCAAGGAGGUGGCUGCCCGGCUGCAGGCCGCCGCGGAGCUGGCCCACAGCACGGGGCUGGCGGGCCCCGCGCGGUCGGGCGUGCUGGUGUUCAACGGCGUGGUGAGCACCAACGACGGCGGCAGCGGCUGGCACGGCGUGACCAUGGGCGCGGUGCAGAGCCAGCUGCAGCAGGUGCAGGAGGAUGUGUACAUGCAGCGCCUGACAGAUGCGGCGGUUGACAUCUACGAGGAGGAGUACCAGGCUCGCCAGCUGGCGCUGGCGGGGCCGCUGCUGGGCCUGAACGCCACAUCCCCGCCAGCAGCCGGCGGCGGCGGCGGCGGCCUGUGGAUCCGCUACUUUGGGCCCCAGCCCAGCCUGGCGGCAGAGGAGGAGGAGGCCUCCGGCCCGGCGCCGCUGGCGGCGGUGACGCACUGGGUGGCAGCAGAUGCUGGCAGUAGGCAGGGCCUGAGGCUGGUGGCCGCGGGGCUGCAGCACCGCAGCAGCAACGGGCGGCUGGGCGUGGUCGUCAACUCUGGCGCCGGCACGGCAGCCCCGGGCGCGGACGCCGCCGCCCAGCUGCUGCCCGUUGAGAAGGUGGUGGUGGCUGUGGGCAGCGGCCUGCUGGAGACAGACCUGAACGACUUUGUGGAUGGGCUGGAUGCGGUGGUGCAGCAGCCCCAGGCCCCCGCAGCCCUCACGCUGGCCCAGCUAGAUGAGCUGCUGCAGGCAAGAAGGAGGGGUGGGUUUGAGGGCCGCCUGGAGCCCGCGCUGUCGGGGCUGGGCGCCAGCCUGGGGCAGGCCGCCGCCAGCCAGGCGGGCUUUGUGCGGCGUGCGCUGGGCCUGGGCGCCGGCGCCAACGCCGUGGUCAGCAACGGCAGGGUGGUGGAGCUGCCUGCCGAGCCUCCGUCCGGCGGCGACGACGCGGCUGGCUCGGGCGCCGAGUUUGAGCCUCACGACUUUGAGCUUCUGGAGCUGUACGCGCAGCGCAACCAGUACAGCGAGCGCAUGGCGGAGCUGGUGCGGUCGGCCAGCCAGUUUGGCGCCCUCCGCGGCGUGGACCUGUCGGCCGCGGCGGCGGUGGUGUCCAGCGCCCUGGCGGCAGCCAAGCCCGAAGAGGUGGACGCCCGCUCCGGCCGCGUCUCUGAGCUCAUCUCGGGCCGCUCGGUGCAGAAGAAUUUUGUGCGGGUGGCGGCAGCGGGACCAGCGGACUCUGCGCCGCUGCUGGUGCAGGCGGUGGUGAACCCGCUGAGCAAGCCGGCGCAGCGCCUGGCCCCGCUGCUCGCCUUCCUGCGGGGCGUGCUGGACGUGGACCGCGAGUAUCACGACAUGCCCCUCAAAACCUUCUACCGAUACGCGCUGCCCACGCUGGGCUCGCCCGACGGCGGCCCGCCCGCGCCCGCCGCCGCCACCUUCACCCGCCUGCCCCCCAACAAGGUGCUGACGCUGGGCAUGGACGAGCCGGAGCCCUGGCUGGUGGAGCCUGUGCAGGCGGAGGCCGACCUGGACAACCUGCGGCUGGAGGAGCUGGGCCCCGGGGUGGCCGCCGCCGAGGCGGUGUUUGAGCUGGAGGCGCUCAUGCUGACCGGCAUGUGCCUGGACCUGGCCUCGCUGGCGGCGCGCAUGCGGGAGCAGAUCCACCCGCGUGGCGUGCAGCUGCAGCUGCAGGCACUGUCCGCCCCCGAGGCCGCGCCCCCGCUGGUGGACACGCUGGUGAUGAGCAACCUGGGCUACUUCCAGCUCAAGGCGGGGCCGGGCCUGUGGAAGCUCAAGCUGGCGCCGGGCCGCUCCCAGGAGCUCUACUCAGUGGCCUCCUCCACAGGCGCCUCCAGCAGCGGGCAGCGCGCCGAGGCGGCGGUGGCCGGCGCCGACGCCCACCAGGUUCCUGUGGCCAUGAGCAGCUUUGGCGGCAAGCACAUGCACCUGUUCCUGCGCAAGCACGCCGACAGGCUGAGCGAGGAUGUGCUGGAGGCGGAGGAGGGGGAGCCAGGCAAGGGCUCGCUGUGGAGCAAGGUGACGUCGUGGGCGGGCAGCGGCGGCGGCGGCGUGCCGGCCCCCGAGGGCGAGGGCGAGCGGGAGACCAUCCACGUGUUCACCGUGGCCUCGGGGCACAUGUACGAGCGGCUCCAGAAGAUCAUGAUCCUGUCGGUCAUCAAGCGCACCCCCGCGCGCGUCAAGUUCUGGUUCAUCAAAAACUACAUGAGCCCCCAGAUGAAGGCCUUUGUGCCCUUCAUGGCCGAGAAGUACGACUUUGACUACGAGUUUGUGACCUACAAGUGGCCCAGCUGGCUGCACAAGCAGACCGAGAAGCAGCGCAUCAUUUGGGCCUACAAGAUCCUCUUCCUGGACGUCCUUUUCCCGCUGGGCCUAAAAAAGGUCAUCUUCUGCGACUCUGACCAGGUGGUGCGUGCCGACCUGCGGGAGCUGUGGCACAUGGACCUGCAGGGCGCACCCUACGGCUACACCCCCUUCUGCGACAACAACAAGGAAAUGGAGGGGUUCAGGUUCUGGAAGCAGGGCUUCUGGAGGGAGCACCUGCAGGGCCGCCCCUACCACAUCUCAGCCCUCUACGUCAUCGACCUGGAGCGGUUCAGGCAGAUGGCUGCGGGGGACCGGCUGCGCGUGAUCUACGACGGCCUGUCCAAGGAUCCCAACUCCCUGGCCAACCUGGACCAGGACCUGCCCAACUACGCGCAGCACGGCGUGCCCAUCUUCAGCCUGCCCAGUGAGUGGCUGUGGUGCGAGACGUAG